Colletotrichum acutatum is the source of this 480-nucleotide messenger RNA. Its product is annotated as ribosomal L28e family protein. Gene Ontology annotation, cellular component: ribosome; cytosolic large ribosomal subunit. Lineage: Eukaryota; Fungi; Ascomycota; Sordariomycetes; Glomerellales; Glomerellaceae. The coding region runs from base 1 to 480 and encodes 159 amino acids. Gene Ontology annotation, molecular function: structural constituent of ribosome. The transcript is spliced from 5 exons. Gene Ontology annotation, biological process: translation. The record is from RefSeq and is a predicted model, not a curated record.
AUGGCCGCCACUCUGCCCAACGUUUCCGCCGACCUGAUCUGGGAGGUCGUCCGCGCCCAGAAUGCGUUCCUGGUCAACCGCAACGACGCCGGCGGUCUCCAGCUCUCCCGCGACCCCCUUAACCUGGUCAACAAGCACUCCCGCAAGUACGCCGGUUUCGUUAACGACAAGGCCAUCGGCGUUGUUCCCAACGAGAAGGGUGGUGUCAAGGUGAUCAGCAAGAACCAGAAGAACUUCAACAAGCCCUCCAAGGGUUACACCGAGGUCACCUACGGCGGCAACAAGUCUUCCCGCAAGACCUACUCCGCCGUUGCCCGCCAGGCUGCCGCCGGCGGCUACCGUGGCGACCUCCGCGAGGCCGCUGUCCAGCGCGUCUCUGCUAUCCGCCGCUCCCAGCGCGCCGUCAAGGCCACCCCCGAGAAGAAGCCCCGCGGUGUUAAGGCCAAGGCCGCCGCCGCCGCUGCCGAGGCUGAGGCAUAA